AUGGGUUCGCGCAAUACCCGAUCAUCUGCGGCCGCGAGCAAGGUCAAGACCCCGGCGGCGAGCAAGGCGAAGACCCCUGCGGCGAAGAAGUCUGCUGGCACAGGGGUGGCAGCCAAGUCUUCGACCAGCAAAGCUGAUUCUCAAGCUGGUGCUGUACCAGCCAUGAGCUAUGCAGCUCGGCUCAAGGUUACGAAGGAGGGGCUGCGACCCGCAUUCUCGCACAUGACGGAGAAGGAGUUGGACGCACUGGCUCGGUCGACCAUGGCUCAGGGGUCCAAGGCGGUCUCUGGUGAGAAGGAGCGUCAGGAAGCGCUACAGAGAGAUGCAGAUGUCCAAGCCAAGAGCAAGGCCAUGAUGGCCGAGGAGGAGGAUGAGGACGUUGUUGAGGAAGGGUCAAAGGCUGGGGGAUCUGACGACGGUGCUGGGUCUGGGACCGAUGAGCUAGUGAUACCGCCGAAGAGCGAAGGGAAGAAACCAAGGUCACCGGGCAAGUCCACACCCAUUACCAGGCCGCGCAAGAGGAAAAACGUGCCUUCUUCCGACCACGAGGACAGCGAUGGCGAAUCUGGGUCAGAGAAGCCCGAGAAGAAGAAGACCAGGACUCAACGUCAGGAUCAGUCAGCGGAACAGGCAACAGCAGCGGGUAACAAGCGUAAGAUCGUGGAGGUCACGAUUACUUCUCCGCCGAAAACGCAGGCUCCGAAAGAUGAGCAAUCUUUGACCGCACACCUUGGCUCGAGGACUGCGAAGGCGAAGAAGAAAGCCGCUCCCAUCGUUCUUGACAGCACAGAUGAGGAUGAGCUGGAGACCAGCGACAAGGAGGGGGAUCCCCGAGGGAAGGAGACACGCUCAUCGAAGGCUGAAGGCAAACGUGUGGCAAAGGGCAACUCCAGCAGGAGAGAGCCAUCUCCCAUGGACGUGGAUGACUCACAGGACGGAGAAGGCUCUUCGUACAAGGGCUCGGACGGCGAUGGCGAGGACGAGGAUGAGAGCGCGGACCAGUUGUUGUCGAAAGACGAGGAAGCUCCGAACGAGAUGAUUGUGAAGAUGGAGGAAGAGUCCGAGUCGAAGGGCAAGAAGAGGAGGCAACCGCGGAAGAAGGCCGACGCGAAGAAGUCCGAUGCGGGCAAGAAUGAGCCUACCGCUGGCGCGUAUGAGAAGCUCAUGGAGGACGUCGACGUCCGCAGUCUUCUGGGGAAAGCCCAACAAGAGCUUAGGGUGUACCUUGCUCUGGAGAACGCUUGGCCUCGUAUGAAGAAAGGCGUCUCCGAGAAGCAUGCGGCGACUGCCGACAUCGUUGAGCGGCUCAUAACGAGCAAUGUCAGGUACCAGAGGGAGGACUUCCAGAAGAAGUUCGAGCCCAACUGGGCCUUCCAGAAGACAAAGAACAAGAUCAUCGCAUACGUGAACAAGGCUGCACCCCAGCUUCGGCAGGAGCUCAAGCAGAAGGCGAAGCGCGUGGUGGAGAAAGAGUUCUUGUCUAUCAGGCUGCCCGAGGUUGGGGCCGACGGUAAACCGGUGGAUGCUGUCGAGCGCAACCAGAAGGUGAAGAAAGCCCGGGAGAAUCGCAUCAAGUUCUUGAAAGACAACAACACCUUUCACUACGGGCAGCUUGUGCUACCGGAUCCCGAGGUUGACCCAUCGCUGUGGGAGGAGCCAGACCUGGACAUGCCGUUCCAUGGUCUGUGCGUGGCCGAGGUCAUCGCUAACCAAUGGUUCCGCGGACAGAACCCGGACGUGUUUCGCCCGGCGUGCAAAGAACGGUUUGACCUUGACGGUGCGUUGAAGACCAUCCCAAGCAACAUGAUUGCCCUGGCGUGCAGUGCGAUUCUCGUGGCCUUGGACGAGUGGAUGAACGACAACAACACGGUGGAAUUCCAGGAGAAGGUGUACGAUCGCCUGCUGUCUGGCGUGGAGAUGAUCCGUCGGUUGGCCAAUCCGAACAACAAGGACUAUGACGAGGGCUGGGAAAACCUCUCGGAGUCCCUGAACGCCAGUCUGUCCAAGAACAUCAGGGUGUUCGCUGGGCUUCGGGUGGAUUCGCAGAGUGGGCAAGGCGAGGAGAAGUCCAAUGCGGACCUAGACCCUCUCAUCAACGCUGGGAAGGUGAAGGCGAGGUGGCGGUCGAGGGGUGGUGCUCCCGACAACGCUCAGGCUGGGCCGUCCAAUGCUGCGUCCAAGGAUAAGGCCUAG
This is a messenger RNA of Fomitopsis serialis, 2193 nucleotides long. RefSeq lists its product as uncharacterized. The transcript is spliced from 12 exons. The record is from RefSeq and is a predicted model, not a curated record. The coding region runs from base 1 to 2193 and encodes 730 amino acids. Lineage: Eukaryota; Fungi; Basidiomycota; Agaricomycetes; Polyporales; Fomitopsidaceae.